GCCAGGAAGCAAGUGUAUUUUGGAAACAAUGCCGUGUGGGGCUCGCGGCGGCGGCGGCGCCUGCGGUUUCAGCCUGGGGACUUUCCGGCUCCCGCUCUGUCCACCGGGCGCUGCGGUUGGCGCUGCAGUAGCACCCGCAGCAGAUCCGACGAGUCCUGCGUCCCGUUUUUGAGGGGGCACCGGUUCCUCCCUCCCUCUGCCCCCCCUCCCGUCCCCACCGGUCUCGGCUUCUCUCUCCAGCGUCCGGUCCUUAUUCGCAAAGCCCGCAACAGCGAUCUCGCCCGAAAGUGGGGCAGCAGGUGGAAUGGAUCCCCCUGACUUCUCCAACAUGGAUGCGCUGGAUGAUGAUGUGUUCCACUCUGAUGACUGUGAACUUGCUGGUCGGCCCCGUGAGAUGACCUUUCCUAGCCUUUUCACUCAGAGCAAAUCUUACAAGUGCCUCCUAGGGAGAUUCCAGCUCUUCCCACUUACACACUGCUGUGGCCCUGGUACCAGGCCAGCCAAGCAACAAGACAAGGCAACUCAAACCCUCCACCCAUCCUCUUCUAGCCAGGAUGUCAUGUUACCUUGUGGGGUUGUGGAAGAGCCCCAAAGACUCUUCUAUGGAAAUGCUGGAUACCGUUUACAUGUCAACCCAAUUGGUUUCUUAUUGAAUCCACGCCUCCAGGAGGAACCUCAAGGAAGUCCACAGGAACUGCGUACUGAAGUUCAGAUUGCGCGGAAGUUACAGUGCAUUGCAGACCAGUUCCACAGGCUUCACCUACAGAGGCACCAGCAGAACAGAAAUCAAGUUUGGUGGCAGAUUCUCCUCUUCCUUCACAACAUGGCCUUGAACAUGGAGGUGAACAGACCCCGCACAGGUCGGAGGUGAGACCUGCCGCACCUCAUCUGAGUUCUAUCCAGUUUGCUGGGAACACUGAACAAAGCCAGAGCAGAAAUUUUUAAUGCCACUGGACAAAAUGUGAGGUUCCUGGGAUAAGAAGGAUCCUUGUUGUUCUGCAAAAGACUUGUUUCACAAGGACUUGCUUUCUGUUUUUGUUGGCUUCCUGUCUUCUGAUGUGGGGAGCUUUGGUCCAACACUGUGGAAGAAAAAUCCUCCUCUGAUAUGUCUGCUGUUUGCAAUCUAAGUCCUCAUAUAGGAAAGCUUCGGUUUUAGCUAGGAAUGGCUAUCCAGCGUUUUGUAACGUUGGUUUCUGGUUAUGUUCUAAGGCUGAUGAGUUGAAAAGUGGUUUGUGCAACUUCCACAGGAGACACGUGCUUCCUAAUGGGAAAGUUUGGAAGUAACUUUCUACUCAGAAAGAACAAUGAAAUGUAUCAUAGAUUUACAUCUGGACAGCUUGUGUUGGAUCUACACAGUUUUUGUGACUGAGAAACUGGUGUCAAGGCCUGCGCAUUGAUGUAAAGUUUUUGGAACUCACCAAGCCAUUGGGGAAGGGGGGCGGGGCGGAAGGGAGACUUGGGUCCCAUCCUUCCCCAUCUUUUUCCAAAAAUAAAAUUUGGGAAAAAGUUGAAAUAACAUGCAAUACUUCCUUGUCAAACAUGAAAUCCUUUUAUUACUUUAAGACUGUUAUUCUGUGGUCCCUAGGGGCCAUCUCAGGAGUCAUCAGAUUAUUAGGAUCUCCCUCUCUAGUUGCUUGGAAAGAAGUCCACCUUUGAUAGGGGUACAUAAUUUCUUGAGCCUCUCGAAUAUAGUGGCACUCCACAGCCUGUUGCCCUUUGGUCAGAAAUGCCACAUUGGAAAUGUCAAAAAGAAAGUGUUCUACAAGUAUUUCAUAGGCAUUCUGGGAGAGACUAUGGACUUACAAAACUGUCCCAUGCCUCUUACACCAAAAAGGGGCAGAACUACAACAAUUUGGGAAUUGGUGUCCUUCAUUUCUCUCCCUCUGGCAUCAAUUAUAGAGGAGAAAGGUUUUUUUAGAAAUGAAAAGUGAAAUGAAAUGGCCAAACAGAUGGAAAAAAGAAAGGGAGGUUGGUUGGUUGGUAGACACACCUAUCUACUUACCUUCCUUUCACCCUGUCUGAAAAAGCCAACAGACCAUUGAAAAAGACAGGUUCUCCGCCUCUUUUCCUUCUUGUAUUUUUAAAGCUGGCGGACAAAAUUAUACAGUUAUGGUAUAUUUAUACCAUGUUAACUAGAACCUUAAUUUUGUUCAAGCCAUCAUUUCAAAUACCUCUAAGGUAAGAAAUUAAGGUGCUUAUUACUCACUCUAAUUCACUUCAAGUUAGAGAAAAUAGGAGUAAACUAAAAAUUAUAGUGAUGGAAUGUAGAAAUCAGAAACUUAUUAUCAAGAGUAAAAUAGAGUGGCCUUGAUCCAGAGAAACAUGAAACUAGUUCUGCAGCCUCUGGAGGGGCGGGCGGGGGAUUCAGCCUUGUGGCAAGCAAGGAGCAAGAAUCAGAAGGUCUGUACAGGGUAGCAUUUUGCCACAGCUGCAGGACCAAUAUUCUUGACAGAUUGAAAAAUUGAAGUCUUUCUGUAUUCUGCAACAUUUAGCAGAACUUCCCAACAUCUAAAAGUGUUCUUUAGUAAUCCAGCGCAUCUUAAUUGCAAUUAUAUAAUCACUAAAUUAUUUUCUUUUAUAUCUUAAAAUAGAUCUAAGUUUUUUUUUAAAAGUCAGGACUAGACAGUACAUGCAUUAUUUUAAAUCACCUUUUUUCAUUCAUUGUUACAAAAGUGAAAAUAUUUCCUAAUAGUUUUUAAAAUUCAAAUUUCCUCCAAAUUUGUGAUUUUUCAAUUUCUGAUGUUGGAAAGGAAAGGAGAAUUUUCUCCCUUGAGCUUUAUCUCCCGAUACACAUUCCCUACUCCAUAUCUCUAGUGUAAAUUUCCCACUUCUUCUGAUGAAACCCAACUUGACAGAAAAAGCAAUGUUAGAUUAUUUUUCAGCAUCUUUGUUCAGUCAAUAGCAUGAUAUUCUAAACCCUGGGCUGGCUUCAGGAUUUGCUUUCCAUUAAUAGAAGCACUCUUUCAAUCCAUAAAACAUUUCCAUGUCAGUGCUGCAACAGUGAAGGAUAUGUUUGCCCAUUUGUUCUUCUCCCUAUGGACCCCUUUUUGCCAGCUGUAAACCUACAGUUGGGGGGUGGGAUGUCCUGCAGUUGGCAAAAUAUGUCCUCUACCUUCCUUUUUGUCAAUCAGAGCAUCCUGAGUUGAAAUUUGCUCAGGAAGUGCUUCUGUGGGCCCAUUCCUCCUCUUUUCUUCUCAUUGUAAUAGUCUUCUUGAGGGAUUAUAAUUGUCCAUCCAAACUUAAAACAAGACUGCUUUGGAAGUUUGAAUGUGACAACGAAAAUUUUCCAACUGUUGUGGGUGGCCAGUUUUGGGGCUUCAGCUGUAUCAGUUCAUUCAUACACCACUCCCUUAAAGUGAGCCCCUGUCAGUAUAGGCAAUGAACAGGAUUGUACAACCUGUGACAUGACCUGUAGAGUUGGGGAGUGUGGGGGAACUGCCCUAAUUUAUUUCUUUUUCUUUUUCUUUGAAGUGAACUGCCUAUCAGUUUUGCUUUGGGUAGCAUGUUCCAGAGCAAUAAAAGUAAUUCUUACCCAACAAAAAGCAGAUGUGGUGUCCAAAGUCCAGUUUGUCCCCACUGGUUACUAAUAACUGGAGGCCGGAAGGAAUACACAUUGGCCUAACAGAAAAGCAAUGUCAUGAGUAUUUUUAGUCCAUAUAUCCAGGUCCUCACCUUGAAGAACAAGGACACAGUCACUAGCCCUGUCUUUUCUGUUGUAUUCAUGUCAUGAGGCUUCACCAUACUCUUAAGUAUCAAAAUAGUAUGAAAUAUGCAUGGAGUCUUCUCUAUAGAAGCAGACUUCUUGCAUGAGAUGCCACCUGGAUCCCAUCUCCAAGACUCUAGAACCUGACAAUAGGGACGCAACCAGGUGGGAGACUGAGUGUACCUCUGCCUCCCAUAUACUGUUCUUAUUGCAUGAGGACUAGAAUGCCUGUAUGUGGCUCUUGUUGAUUCCUAGAACUAUAUAGCUCAGAUUAUUGGAGCAAGGUGGAACAGUAAACUUGGAGAGGGGAAAAUAUGUGUGUCUUCCAUCCAUACUUCCAAGGAGAUAAUUGAGUCAGUUUGUUACGGCAAAAGCAAUUAAAAGUCUUGGGACACCUUAAACUUUUCUAAAUUGUAAACCCUUUACAGUCCACUUCUUUGGCUUUUGUAGACUGUAGCUCACUGUUUCAUCUGAAGAAGUCAGCCACAAUCCAGAGAAAUUUAUACCAGGAAGCUUGUUUGUCUUUAAGAUGCCACAAGAUGUCUCACUCAAUUAAUAUGGAUAUAUUUUAAAAAUCCCAUAGGUGGGCAAUAAUACCAUUAUGAGAAUUCACAGUGAUUCCACAAUGGUGAACAAACUUUAGAGAUUCCCAGAAUUCUUCAACUAGGCUCAUUGAUUUUAAAAAAAGGAGAAGGGGUGGAAGAGAGGUGUGGAAGUGCAAAGAAUUAGCUAGAUGCUUCUGUUAUGGGAUGUGCUGUUAAACGUCCUCCCAAAAUGGAGAUUGUAGGCUUCAUGAAUCUCCAGUAGGCAGUGGCAACUGAUGGCCACAGUGUUGGUGUGCUGUGAAUUAGAGAAGGGCACAAACCUUCAGUUCAGUGGUUCAGCACAGUUUGUAUCCUGGAUGAGUAGCUGAUCAGCUCCAAGUGGGCACCUGUUGGAGGGAGCAUGGCGGUGAACUGCAGAUCAUCUGUUCAGAAGGCAGACAAACUGCAUUGAACUGCUGAACGGUUUGUGUCCAUCUCUACUAUGAAUCCAUCCUGGAUUUUAGUUUGCACUUUACAGGAGUUGUCCAAGGCGCUGAAUCUAUUUUAGAGAUAAUGUUUAGCAUCUUGGAGAGCUCUUUUACAAUGCAGAAAAAAAAUCCAGAGUGGAUUUGCAGUACCUCCAAAACUAGGGUCACCAUCUUCCACUGCUAAUAGAGUACAUGCUGGUUUCAGAUCUUACCUAUUAUGCCUGCUGGGAUGGAGACGAAACAGUAGAUCUCUGAAAAUACAAUGGUGCCUGUUUUCAAAUAUGCAUAUCCACCAUUUCUUCUCCAUUAAAACACAUACUUCUGGGUAUAAUCUGAUACCUACAUAUGUACUAUGGGUGCAUCAUGGCUGUAAUGUCCAUUUUUGAGAUUAGCAACUCAUGGCUGAAACAAACAUUUUUGUGGGCUUCCAUCCUUCUUUGUUUCUCUGUCCCAGAUUUUAUAACCCAGCUAUCCUGAUGAAGAGUACUGGAGAACUUCAAAGCUCAUGUGGAAUUGUUGGCCUCCAACAAAGGCAUUUUUUGCAUGUGUAUAUUGCAUUUUGUUUUGUUCUUGUGGACUAACAUGGCUACCUCUGUCUAUGGAGACAUAAUUAUUAUAGUUCAAUGAUCAAUAAUAUACUCUUUAAAAAUUGUUCCCAGUAUUCUCUCUUGGUUCUUUAAUAAUAUAAUGAUGCUCAAGAAACAGAACCUGCCAUGGGGUUGUGUAGAACAGCAAGAUGUGAAGCCCAGAGAUUCUAUUCUGCUUGAAAACAAUGUGGGCAGUGUUCCUGAAUAAGUCCUUGGGGAGCCUACGAAACAUGUUGACCUCUUUCUUUUCUGAAGAAGAAGAGCAAACUACUAUGCAAGAUGGGCGAAAAUAGCAGCUGUUGUUAGACUGCAGCUUCCAGUGGCUUCCACCAGUGUAGCUAAUGGUGAAAGAUGGUGAAAGCCGCAGUCCAACCCCUGGAUGGCCACGUGGUCUCCAUUUAGGAAAUCAUCAGAAAACUUAAAACAUUUCUUAACUCCUCUCACUUAAAAAUGUUUAUGCAAGUACAGAGCCUGGAAAGUUAUGGAAAAUUGUGGCUCUUUCCAAUGAGUUCUGCUAUUACUAGGCCACACUUGUCUGCAUACCUUCUAAUUGUUCCAGUUGUUAUACUAUUAUGUCUCUGGGAAAUGUGUAUAUUUGAACUCUUUGUACAUAUUCUAAUACACUGUGGGCGCCUUAUUCAAAUGUUGAUAGUAUGUAUUAGAAUUAGCCGCUUCUGGAUUCAACUUUUCCUCCAAGUCCCUAUAACUCUAAGUUUACAAUGAUUAUCCAUGUAUAUAAAGGGUGGAGAGCUGUUGUCCUCCACAUGUUACCAAACUAAAAUUCCUAGGACCCCUUACUGUGGCCCAUGCUGACUGUGGGGGUUGGAACUGAACAUUAUCUGGCAGGUCAGAGCCCUAAGACAAGGUGCUAUACCAGGCAGUGCACAGGCUCCAGUGCUGUUGCCACCAAGGCAUAUGCACCAUAUUGGAGGUGGAGGGCUUGCAUAGUUAUAUUGUCCUAUGAGAACAGAAAUGUGUGCUCCAGCUUUCAUCAGUGAAAUAAUGGUGGUUGUGCAUGCAUGCUCAUUUGUGUAUAUGUACAUGCGUGUGUGCACACAUAGUCUAUAUUUUAAUAUCUAUUUCCCCCCCUCAAGGAACUUCCAUACUUUAAAUUAGAUCAUUUAAAAUCAUUUGUACAAGCUGAAUUUGAAUAGGACAGCCUUGUGAUCACCUCUCUCAAUUAUAUGUUUGGAAAAGAAUAGAAUCUGGUUCCUUUUAUGUAUUUUUAGAUAUUAGGCAGCAUAUUUCUACUGUUGUUUUAAUAUAUUUGUACUGUACCUUUUAUCACCCAGGUGCAUGUUUUAAGAUUACUGGGCAGAUGGAAGUGUUUUUUU
Molecule: messenger RNA, 6636 nt
Organism: Pogona vitticeps (central bearded dragon)
Lineage: Eukaryota; Metazoa; Chordata; Lepidosauria; Squamata; Agamidae
Source: RefSeq, a predicted model, not a curated record